This is a messenger RNA of Actinia tenebrosa (Australian red waratah sea anemone), 2537 nucleotides long. RefSeq lists its product as uncharacterized. NCBI's taxonomy places the organism in Eukaryota, Metazoa, Cnidaria, Anthozoa, Actiniaria, Actiniidae. The record is from RefSeq and is a predicted model, not a curated record.
UUUGAAGACGAAUAUGCCUUGGUAAGUGAAUUAAAGCCAUUUAUUUCAACACCACAUAAGAACGUUAUUAAAAUAACAGUUGCGUUGAUUUUUUUCAGGUAAACCAUGAAGGCGUUUCUGAAGAAAUUCUUUUCCAACUUAAUGGCCUGGAUUUUGAAAAUCACGAGGAGAGGGAGAAGCGAGUGCAGACCUCAUGUAGACACAGAUCUGAGCACAGGCCUGCCCAGAACACACCCAGGUUUCUGGAGCAUUGACUUCCCACAUCCCCAGAAAUCUUGGCAUCUGGGAUGAUGAUCGAUGGGACGUAAUGAUCUCAUCAAAUUCAUCACUUAUUAGGCGGCGCCUCCGAACUCCUCAAUGUUUAGUCUAAAUAAUGGUCUAUUAUCAUACCAACUUGCACCUCGAAGGGACCGCCAUCUGCUCCGCCAAACAAGAGGAAAAGAGAAUAGUGAUUAAUUUUGUUAAUCUAAAUUUAUCAUGUGUUUUAUAUUAUGUUAACGUUUUGUACUACUCAAAACAGUGGUCUUUCAGGUGCAAAACGAUAUUAUUAAAAUUCUUAGAAAUUUAAAUUAUUAUGCAAUAGCAUUUAAAACUAUUCAAACUAUUCAAACGCCCAAAAAUACUUGAACUUAAGAGCUUGCCUGAUUUGUCCAGGGAAAUCUCCAAAUCUAAACAUGCAAGUCACCGCCGAAUUCUAUGGUAAUUCAUUAGUUGAUAUAUACAAAUUCUACUUGCUAUCUUCUUUUUCGAAGCAGCCAUCUUSAAUAAAUUGUGCUAGGCGUUCAAAAUAAAGCCUAGAGAGACUGAACCCUAGUUUACCCAUCUGACUUUGCAGUUUUAAAAAAAACCGCGAAUCUUAGUGUGCCAAAAUUAUUGUGUUUGUAAUAACUUCGGGAAAUUUUUUGAAAUGUCUGAYGUAUAUAAAGGAAAAGAGUUGAUUUCUCUCACUGAAUGCCCCAACACAAAGCUCCACUAUAUCUUGGAGCAACGCGAAAGCGGCAAUGAUGUAGUUUUCUGGUUAAAAAUAAGAAUGGAGGCCCUUGCUGCAUGGAGACGAACCAUGGUUUGUUCUUCUCAGAGUCUGAAGUACAUCGAACUCAUAAAUUUAACCAUUCCUGGAGAUGCUUUUCGACUAAAUAAGGAAAGUGUUCGACUAGAAAAACARUUUUCAAGGAUUGCUAUUGAUUCUGAAAACAAAAGGAAAGCCCUCAACAAAAUGGGAAAUCUGAAAAAGAGAAAACAAYUUUUGGAAAGCUGGAAAAAAUUUGCAAUUUUGAAAAAUAUUAUAACAGUGGAAGAAUGGAAAUCAAAACUCAGCGACCUCGAACAAAAAUUGCAGAUAGCAGAGAGCCAAAUAGAGGAAUUAAAAGAAAAAUAUUCUGACAUUGAAAAGAAAAAACAGGAACUUUUCAUGGAAAUGGUCAAGGAAAAAGAAGUUCUCAAUAUCUGCCAAGAGGAAAAUGAAAAAAUGAAAAAAUAUAUAAGGCAACUUGAAAAAGACCAGUAUUGUCAAGUCAGGGGCACAGCUAUUCCUAAGCUUAAGUCGACUCAAGCCCAAAAUAAGAAAUUAAAGGAAUUAAAAUCAAGAGCUCAAAAGGCUCUGUAUUUCAGUAGUCUUUUUGGGCUCGAGCUUGACUGCCUAAAGUUGAAGGAUCCAGACAGCUCCAAGACAUACAAUAUUGAAUUCAACAGCUCAUCUCCUACAGAACCACUAGUUUCCUCUGCUUCCCCAAAUGCAUCAUUGACACAGGACAAAACUUUACCUGCUACACCACCCUCYAGCUCUGAAACKUCAUCAACWUCCAGCUCCCCUAAUAUGAAUGAUCAGUCUUCACCACAAACACAAUUCUCUAAACUGAAUGAGGAUGAUAAAGCCAGGGUCGAGAGUAUUCUCUACCUCCUUGAUAAAUUUGGGGUUGGAGAUGAAUUGUUACAUGAAUUGUCCAUGACCAUAGAUGGAUUGCCCAAGUCCUACUUGAUUAAACAAUGUAGAAGUGAACUCAACAAGAACUGCAUAAUUACUUCUACCCCAGGCAAGGCCCCAGGUGCACAGCAUCAUUUCAAACAAUUACUAACUGAUCAAGUUCAACAAAUGAGAAAGUCCAAUGUGAUUCAAGAAGGUGAGAAGGUGAAAGUUAAAUUGAGUGGUGAUGGUGCCAGAAUGAGUAGGGCGAGUAAUUUUAUAUUGCUCAGCUUUUCAAUUCUUCAGAGUACAGAUGAUCUAUUAUCAUCAARAGGUACUCACACCAUAGCUGUAGUAAAUGGCCCUGAAAGCAGAGAAACUAUAGAAAGCAGCUUUAAGGACAUUUUUGAUGAGGUCAAUGAUAUAAUAAAGGAUGGCUACAUAACUGUGGAUAACAAACAAUUAGAGAUAGAGAUGUUUCUUGGAGGUGAUUACAAGGUACACUUCAURUAUACAGUCAUAUUCCAUGCAAUAAAAUGUUAUAUUUAUGGACUAGGUAUUAAGCAUAAAAAGUUGUAUUUCCUUAUCUGCGUAAGUCGUUUAUCUUUUCAGUUCCUGCUGCUGGUUAUGGGCC